CCUAGGCUGAAAUAAAUUAACGUUUCGUAUAAAAUCAAUCAGCAGCAAAAGCCAAAGAAAACAAGAAUAUAGCCAUAUAAUAUAAAGCUAGGCAUAUAGAAGUGCAUUUAGAGCAAGAGCAUUAAUCGCUUGUUACCUGCGUGCUGUGGGUGUGCGUGCGUGUGUGUGUGUUUUUUUGUAGGUGCGUGCGUUGUGAGCUGCGCCUGUGUUUGUGUGUGCUUUGUUCUAUAAGAGCCGCUGGUGUGUGGAAAUGGCGAAGAAAACCUACGAUUUGCUUUUUAAACUGUUGCUAAUUGGCGAUUCGGGUGUUGGCAAGACCUGCAUAUUAUUUCGCUUCUCCGAUGAUGCCUUCACCUCGACCUUCAUAUCGACCAUAGGAAUUGAUUUCAAAAUCAAAACCGUGGAACUGAGGGGCAAAAAGAUCAAACUGCAAAUAUGGGACACGGCCGGCCAGGAGAGAUUCCACACAAUAACCACAUCGUAUUAUCGCGGUGCGAUGGGCAUCAUGCUCGUCUAUGACAUAACGAACGAAAAGAGUUUCGAGAAUAUCGUCAAAUGGCUACGGAACAUAGAUGAGCAUGCAAACGAGGAUGUCGAGAAGAUGAUACUGGGCAACAAAUGCGAUAUGACGGACAAGCGUGUGGUGAACAAAGAGCGCGGCGAGGCGAUUGCCCGUGAGCAUGGCAUACGCUUCAUGGAAACAUCCGCCAAGUCGAACAUCAACAUUGAGCGUGCUUUUUGCGAGCUUGCCGAGGCCAUAUUGGAUAAGACUGCUGGAAAGGAGGCGGCCGAGAAUCCAGAGCGUGUCGUCAUCGAUCGCCGGAAUAAUGACAAGGCGCCGGGCUACAGCAAAUGCUGUGCGUAAAACGGGGCAAAGCAGUGGCCCUGAGGCCCGUUGGUCAGGGCUCUCUCUGCCGUGGCCGUGGCGUGUGUUUAGCUGUGCGAUGCGAGAUGAGUUAUGGUGGGGAUCGGUUUUAGAAACUGCUCCACACACACACACACGCAAAAUGAAGCAAUAAAACACAGAGCGGGGCCAGAUGGAGAGAGAGGAGAGAAAUUACUUACUACAACAAAAUAUGCAGGAGGAACAACACAACAAGCGAACAAGCAACAGCAAACCGCAAA
Molecule: messenger RNA, 1125 nt
Organism: Drosophila obscura
Lineage: Eukaryota; Metazoa; Arthropoda; Insecta; Diptera; Drosophilidae
Product: ras-related protein Rab-10
Exons: 4
Coding region: 251-865 (204 amino acids)
Biological process (GO): cellular response to insulin stimulus
Cellular component (GO): insulin-responsive compartment; Golgi apparatus; recycling endosome
Molecular function (GO): GTPase activity; GTP binding
Source: RefSeq, a predicted model, not a curated record